This is a messenger RNA of Gadus morhua (Atlantic cod), 1007 nucleotides long. Its product is annotated as sodium channel subunit beta-1. The record is from RefSeq and is a predicted model, not a curated record. The transcript has 5 exons. Gene Ontology annotation, biological process: sodium ion transport; cardiac muscle cell action potential involved in contraction; regulation of sodium ion transmembrane transporter activity. The coding region runs from base 143 to 790 and encodes 215 amino acids. Lineage: Eukaryota; Metazoa; Chordata; Actinopteri; Gadiformes; Gadidae. Gene Ontology annotation, cellular component: voltage-gated sodium channel complex. Gene Ontology annotation, molecular function: sodium channel inhibitor activity; transmembrane transporter binding.
AACAUUAUUAUGCCCAACGUGUUCUCCGCUGCGGCUAUCUGUUCAGGAGUCGCAGUAAUAUUGAAAACUUGGAGCAUGCUCCAGUAAAUUCACUAAGUAGACCGUUUUUUGGACAGUGCACGUUUUCGUUGCAGUGGAAAUAAUGUUUAUUUUUAUUUUCCUAAGUGUUUUAAAUCUUUAUGUGUCAGGGUGCUGGGGGGGCUGUGCGGAGGUGGACUCCCUGACGGAGGCGGUGGAGGGAGAGGGCUUCCUGCUGGGAUGUAUCUCCUGUAAGAGGAGGGAGGAGGUGAAGGCAGAGGCGGUGGUCGACUGGUUCUUCAAACCUUCGGCACAAGAGAACUACAGCCACAUCUUCCAGUAUGACCACCCAACAGCGCUUUCCCCAGACCCAGUCUUCGCUGGGCGUGUGGAAUGGCGGGGGACCCUGGACCCAGACAUCCAGAUCGGAGCCAUUUUCAUCAGCAACCUGACGGCCAAUGACUCGGGAACAUACCGCUGCCGCUUCCAGCGGACCCUCUUCCUGAGCCUGUACAACCACGAGGAUAUAAUCGAGAAGAGGGUGGAGCUACAGGUGGUGGCUGAAGCCCAGCGCGAGUUGACGGCGGUGGUGGCAGAGAUCUUGAUGUAUGUGCUGAUCGUGGUGCUGCAGCUAUGGCUCAUCCUGGUCCUGAUCUACUGCUACAAGAAGAUAUCGGCAGAGCAGGAGGCCAGAGAGGACCGCAAAGCCCUCAAGGCCCAGACCAAACUUUUAGAUCCGGAUGAGGACUGCGAUGGCAUCAAGACAGAGUGACUGAAGGGAUACGCCCUCAUGCUGCAGUGGUAUUUCAGUAGAAGUUGAGUAUUGGCUAGACUGAAGUCUUCCAAUAGAAGGAAAGUACUAUUUUUAAUUAUUAAUUAUUAUUAAUAAAGUCUUCGAGCGGCAAGCAUAUACAGAUGUUUUUAGCAGAUUUAUUUUUCCUUUUAAAGUCUGUUCAUAUUUUUUCUUCCUAUCAAACUGGAACUGCAAC